AUGAAAUCUGAUGGUUCGAUUGUGAGGUUUAAAGCUCGUUUGGUCGCUAAUGGGUUCCAUCAGCAAGAGGGUCUCGAUUAUACAGAGACUUUCAAUCCUGUGACUUUGGGUAAGCUAUUCUCCAUGAAGGACCUUGGGCCCCUCAAUUACUUUUUGGGGAUUGAAGUCACUUAUAAGGGUGAUUGUGUUCACCUGACGCAAGCUAAGUAUGCAACUGAUCCAUUGGUAUGCACUGGAUUUACAGAUUGUAAGCCUUUGUCCACUCCAUGUGCUUCGGGUCAAAAUUUGAGUAUGUAUUCUGGUGAACCUCUUUGUGAUCCUACUGAGUACAGGCAAGUUGUUGGUGCUUUGUAG
This is a messenger RNA of Prunus armeniaca (apricot), 354 nucleotides long. The record is from the annotation of a GenBank genome assembly. Lineage: Eukaryota; Viridiplantae; Streptophyta; Magnoliopsida; Rosales; Rosaceae.